CAGAGCCCUAGGGGCAAUAAGUUUACCUGUUUAUUUUUAAGAGCCCCAGCAGCUCUGCUGGAAAAGGAAAAAAAAAUUAACCAAAAAAAAAAAAAAAAAGAAGAGAAAAGUCCCCAAAAAAAAAAAACAAAAAAACAAACAAACAAACAAACUAGUAAUUCUUUUUUUAUUCUCAAUUUUUUAAAAAAAAUAUUUUGACCCAGUUUUUUAUUCAACAUGGCGUUUGGAGGUGGUAAUGAUGGUGGAAAUGGUAAGAAGAAGAAGGUGGCCAUUAUGGGAGCUUCCGCUUUGAUCCUCGUGGCUAUGGUGGUCGCCGUCGCCGUUGGCGUUCACAAAGGUGGCUCCGACGACGACGACCAUUCAAGUUCAGGAUCCAUUUCAACCUCAUCAAAAGCCGUUAAACAAAUCUGCGCACCUACCGAUUACAGAGAGACCUGCGAGACCUCUCUAUCUUCUGUAAACUCCACCGAUCCCAAAGAGCUCAUCAAAGCCGGAUUCCAAGUCGCCGUUCAACAUCUCAGGGUCGCCAUUGAAAACUCAACCACUUUGAAAGAACUUGCCAAAGAUCCAAGAGCAAACCAGGCUCUGUCCAACUGCGAAGAGCUCAUGGAUUACGCCAUUGAUGAUAUUCAAGACUCGUUCAACAGGCUCGGCGCUUUCGACAUCUCGAAGCUCGAAGAGUACGUUGAAGAUCUCAAAGUCUGGCUCGGUGGUGCCGUGACUUACGAGCAAACUUGCCUCGAUGGUUUUGAAAACACCACCGGCGAUGCCGGUGACAGAAUGAAAGCGAUAUUGAAAACGGCUCAGGAGCUUACCAGCAAUGGCCUCGCCAUGGUUACUGAAAUCUACAACGUCUUGAACUCUAAUCUUAACCUACCAAACGCCCCCAGCACACCCAACCCGCCUCACCGUAGAUUACUUAACGAGGAAGAAACACCUUCGUGGGUUAAUGAUGGCAAAAGGAAACUCCUCGCUGCAUCUCCCGCUGAUCUUAAACCCGACGUCGUCGUCGCUAAAGACGGAUCAGGAAAGUACAAGACGGUGAAUGAAGCUUUGAAGGAUAUUCCUAAGUAUGGGAAUAACACUUUUGUUAUCUAUAUCAAGGCUGGAGUUUAUGAAGAGACCGUUAUCAUUGACAAGACCAUGACACAUGUUAUGAUGAUCGGUGAUGGUCCUACCAAGUCCGUCAUCACCGGAAGCAAGAACUACGUCGAUGGAACUCUGACCUUCAAGACUGCCACAGUCACCAUUAUUGGAGGCAAUUUCACUGCCAAGGACAUGGGAUUCGAGAACAGCGCCGGACCAGAAAAGCACCAAGCCGUGGCACUUCGAGUGCAAUCCGAUCUCUCACUCUUCUACAACUGCCGUAUGGAUGGUUACCAAGACACACUCUACACACACGCUCACCGUCAGUUCUACCGAGAUUGCACCAUCACCGGAACGAUCGACUUCAUCUUCGGAGAUGCCGGUGCAGUAUUCCAGAACUGCCAGAUGAUAGUGAGGAAGCCACUGGACAACCAGAACUGCAUAGUCACAGCACAAGGAAGAUCAGACAGGAGGACACCAUCAGCUAUCAUCCUGCAGAACUGCACCAUAUCAGGGGACCCACUUUACAUGCCAGUGAAGGAUGUGAACAAGGCAUACCUAGGAAGGCCAUGGAAGGAGUUCUCAAGGACCAUUAUAAUGCAAUCACAGAUUGAUGAUAUUAUUCAGCCUGAUGGUUGGUUGCCAUGGGCUGGUACAUUUGCAAUUAACUCUUGCUUUUACACGGAGUUCAACAAUAGGGGUGCUGGUGCUGACAUGAGCAAAAGAGUUAAGUGGAAGGGAAUUAAGACCAUAACUCCUCAACAUGCUGUAGAUUUCACUCCUGGGAGGUUUCUUGGAGGUGAUCGUUGGAUUAAGGCGACUGGUAUUCCAUAUGUUUCUGGCAUGAUUAACGUGUAGAGAGCGAGAAAAAAAAAAAAAAAAUUAGAUCCAUUCCCAAGCCCCAAAAAAAAAAAUAGUUGGAUUGGAAAAAAGAAAAAUUGACAUAAUUUUUUAAGAAAAAAAGGCUUUUUAAGUAUUUAUAUUUGGUGAAGGAUAUAUAAUUUCAAGAUUUUAUUUAUAUUCUUCUUAUUAUGUUACAUGAAAUAUUAAAAAAAAAAAGGUUUAUUUAUUUUGUUAUUAGUUUUCAUGUAAUUUUUUUUGUUUUUCUCAUUUGAGGAGCAUAACCAAAGUGAGAAAUUUGUAUUGAAAUUUUAAGUUUGAGAUCAAUUCACAAUGAAGAAAAGAAAAUUGUCAAAUUCAUGAUUAAUUUGACAACCAUAGA
Messenger RNA from Ziziphus jujuba (common jujube), 2308 nucleotides. Its product is annotated as probable pectinesterase/pectinesterase inhibitor 21. Gene Ontology annotation, biological process: cell wall modification. The record is from RefSeq and is a predicted model, not a curated record. The transcript has 2 exons. Gene Ontology annotation, molecular function: pectinesterase inhibitor activity; pectinesterase activity. Lineage: Eukaryota; Viridiplantae; Streptophyta; Magnoliopsida; Rosales; Rhamnaceae. The coding region runs from base 217 to 1944 and encodes 575 amino acids.